Molecule: messenger RNA, 1824 nt
Organism: Prunus mume (Japanese apricot)
Lineage: Eukaryota; Viridiplantae; Streptophyta; Magnoliopsida; Rosales; Rosaceae
Product: inactive protein kinase SELMODRAFT_444075-like
Biological process (GO): protein phosphorylation
Molecular function (GO): protein kinase activity; ATP binding
Source: RefSeq, a predicted model, not a curated record
AUGGCGAGCCCAAUGACGCCGUCCCAUGUUGUUAUUGCCUAUGAUGCGACCAGGGACAGGGGUGAGCCGGAGCUUAAGCUCACUGUCGAUAGUCUUCGAAUGAGGGGUGACAUUUUACGUUCAGGAGAUACCAUCAUUUUGCUGGGCGUCUUGCACAGGGUGGUUCACCCCAUGGGAUAUCAUUCAAAACCAUCCCCAGAAUUUUUUGGAACAAGCAUUCGUGCAGUGGAGGAAGAAGUUACAAAGAAAGUUGACGUGUAUGUUAACAUGCUUCUUCAAAGUGCCGAAAAGUGUGAAGAUCAAGGGGUCAGCGUUGAAGUCAAAGUUACUGCUGGUUUUCCCAUUAAACAGGUUAUUUUGCAAGAGAUUAUGGCCUGUAAUGCAGCUUGGGUUGUGCUUGAUAGGCACCUUAGACGGGAUAUGAGGUUCUACCUUAAGCAGAUACCUUGCAAGGUUGCAAUAAUUCAAGAUAGCUUGGCUGUGGAUGUUGUGAGACCUCAUACAGCAGAUGAUACUGAUACCAUAGAACACAAAUUGUUUUAUUCAUUAUCCAAGCCUGUUCCGCCAUUCACUUGUCCAGGUAAUGGAAACAAUGAGCACUCAUCCAUCGCUUGCAGAAGCUACUCUGUAUCCGUUGGUGCACUGGAAAGCUCUGAUAUGCUUAAUACCAACUUGAUAACUUCAUCUACAUUUAAGUUACGAGACUAUAGUCCUUUGUUGGAUCUGGCGUCUUCCUCUAAGCAAGAAAAUUCAGGCGCAAAAACCAAAGGAGACGAUAAACACUCCAUUGUUCCCCAAAUCAACCAGAAACAAAAUAAAAAUGUCUUCCAACACCGAUCUUCGGAGGCCCCAAUUCUUUGUUCCAUCUGCGGAACAAGGACUGAAAUGUAUAUCAAAGAUUCUAUGACAUUCUGCUACUCAGAGAUACAGCUAGCAACAAAUGAUUUUUCAAAGGAAAACUUAUUAGGAGAAGGUGGAUACGGUCAUGUGUAUAAAGGUGAGCUCAAGGAUGGACAGCAGAUUGCAGCAAAGGUGCGGAAAGAAGCAAGUCAACAAGGCUUUACAGAAUUUCACUCUGAGGUCUAUGUCUUAAGCUUUGCACGCCACAAGAACAUAGUCAUGCUGUUGGGCUAUUGUUGCAAGGAGAAUCUAAAUAUCUUGGUUUAUGAAUAUAUUUGCAACAACUCUCUUGAGUGGCACUUAUUUGAUGAUAACACAGCAGUCCUCGAAUGGCACCAAAGGCAUGCUAUCGCCAUUGGAACUGCAAAAGGAUUGCGUUUCCUGCAUGAAGAAUGUCGUGGAGGUCCUAUAAUUCAUCGAGACAUGCGACCAAGCAAUAUACUUCUUACACACGAUUAUGUUCCCAUGUUAGGUGAUUUUGGCCUAGCCAAAUGGAAGAUGAGUGAUGAUCCUGUGCAGACAAGGAUACUUGGCGCAUUAGGCUACCUUGCUCCAGAGUAUGCAGAGAAUGGUGUUGUUUCUGUACGGACAGAUGUAUAUUCAUUUGGCAUGGUUCUGUUACAACUAAUAUCCGGACGCAAGAUUAUUGAUUCAAAACGGAAAGAAAAAGAUGAAUCCCUACGGCAGUGGGCAGAACCAAUAAUCCAGAGGCUAGCACUACAUGAACUCAUUGAUCGUCGUAUUGGAGAUUCAUAUGACACAUAUGAAGUGUACCUUAUGGCUAAAGCCGCAUACUUAUGUGUGCAAAGAAGCCCUGAAAUGCGUCCAUCAAUGGGAGAGGUUGUCCGCAUUCUUGAAGGCGAAAAUGACCAUUUCCACCACCUAGGAGAGCACUUUGUACCUCAUUAUACAAAGUGAAGGACA